This is a messenger RNA of Miscanthus lutarioriparius, 591 nucleotides long. The record is from the annotation of a GenBank genome assembly. Lineage: Eukaryota; Viridiplantae; Streptophyta; Magnoliopsida; Poales; Poaceae.
AUGGAAACCAGUCAGAUGCCCAAGUCAGGGAUUCAUCAGAAGUUGGGACCGGAGAUCAGUCAAAAUCCCAUGGAAAAUCAUGUUAACCCAGAAAAGGAAACUGAUGAAACUCCAGUAGCUGAGGUUAACCAAGAGCCUGUGGAAACAUGUCAGGGCGCAGUGGUGGAAACUGAUAUUAUCCCAGAAAAGCAAGCUGUUCUAGAGGCAGGCUUAGAGGUUAAUGAAGAACCUACGGAAACAUGCCAGGAAACAGCUGCAGAAUGUGAUGUUAACCCAGAGAAGCGAACUUCUGAUCCAAGUGUUAUUUACCGCUGCAGAAAGUGCCGGAGAAUGCUUGCAACACAAGAAUUUGUUGUUACCCAUGAAGUAGGUGCGGGUGGCAAGAGCUUCAGAGCAGGAAAACAGUCUAAUGUGCAUGAGGAUGGCGAAAAACCAGAAUGUCCAUGCAUCUUCGUGGAGCCCAUGAAGGGGAUGCAAACUGAGCAUUGUCAUGAAAUCUCUGAUGUUCUCAUCUGCUCCAUGUUUUAUUUGCAGUGGAAGAAGGUUAUGUUGCGAACAAGCUCUUUUGCAUGGGAUGCAAAGCUCGUCUAG